This is a messenger RNA of Papaver somniferum (opium poppy), 1014 nucleotides long. RefSeq lists its product as uncharacterized. NCBI's taxonomy places the organism in Eukaryota, Viridiplantae, Streptophyta, Magnoliopsida, Ranunculales, Papaveraceae. The transcript has 2 exons. The record is from RefSeq and is a predicted model, not a curated record. The coding region runs from base 1 to 1014 and encodes 337 amino acids.
AUGGCUUCUCUUCAUUGUCUAAACCAUGGAGAUAUCUUGUUCGACAUCCAUGCAAAGUUGCACUUUAAUCAUCUCAAUGCUCAUGAUUCUGGUAAGUCGGGUUUCGUAUUUGAUACAACAUGGGUUGAUAAACAAUUUUCUUACGCUCGGCAUGAUGAAUAUUCGAACAGUUUUACUAGAAAAACAAAGAUCAAUUUAAGACCUCCAGUUGAGGAUUGUUACAUUCUUGGUUCCAGUAAUGCUUUAAUCUGUUUGAAUGCAAGAGAUACUCAUGGACCUGCUUAUAUCUGUAACCCAAUCACACGAGAAUAUAUCAUGCUUCCACUAUCUCAAGGGAAAGAAAUAUUAACCGAAUUUGGUUACAGUCCUUCAACCAAUGAAUACAAGGUUGUUAGAAUCUAUAAAGGAAUUGGUGAGGUAUUCACUCUUGGCAGCGGCAUUGGAUGUCGAAACGUGGGGAAAGUGAAUGAUGUGCCCGUUUGGUUCGAGAACCGUGGUGCGCUUGUGGAUGGAGUUAUUCAUUGGAUGGACAAGAAAGGAACAAUUUUCUCCUUUGAUUUGGCUGAUGAAAAGUUUCACGAACUUCCAUCACUACCUUCACGAGCUGGUUGGAUUCCUUGUAUCAUUAUUAGUCUACAUGUUUUAGGCGAUUUUUUGUGUGCAUUUUAUUACUCUGGAAAAAGUUGGGAGAUAUGGUCUCGGAAGAAGAACAAAAAUCAUCAACAUGUGUUUUGGAGUGAAGUGUUUAGUUAUGUUAAUGAUACAAAUAUCCAACUGAUCAUAUUUAAAAAGAGUGGUGGGCUUCUAUGGUACGAUAAAAAUGUCUAUCGUCAUGCUCGAGAAGCUUCAUCUCCCAGAAUGCUUGUGACUUCUGGUGAGAAUGUUACAUUUUUUGGAUUCCCUCACAAGAACACUUUUGUGUCUUUGAAAGAUGUAGUUGAAGAAAAUACGAAAUUGGUGGAUUUAGGGGAAAGAGUAAAAUCUAACAGGCAGACCGAAAGCAUUGAUCGUUGA